AUGAAGUUAUUAAAUGCAGUUGAUUGUCAAGGUGAAGUCCAUUUGAUUAUUGGAUCCACGUUGAACAUUUCAUUCCAAAGAGCAUUGAAAAUUAUAGAAGUUGGUGCUAAACCUGUGUUGAUUCAUGAUGGAGAUAUUCCAAAGAAUUUAAAACAACUUAUAGAUGAAGGAUCUGUUGAAUGGAUACAGAGAGAAUUUGAACUUGAUCAUCUACGUCAAUUAGGUCGUUUAGAAGUUGAGUCAAUAGUGGAUAAAGUAUUUGUUGUUCAAAGUUCUAUUAAACAAGAUAUUUUCAACCAUUGUAAAAGACUAAGAGUUCAAAUAAAUACAUAUCAAUCACAACUUCUAUCAACAUUCACAUUAUUAUCAACUUAUCAAAAAGGUGAUUUCCAAUUUGGUGUUACAACUCAGGGUAAAGGAUGCAAUUUAUCAUCAAGAAUUAAAAGAGAAAUAAUUAAAAAUUUACCUUCAAAUAUUGAUUCAAUAGUUUCAAAUAUUGGAAAUUUAAAGCAAAAAUUAGUGGAUAGUGACCAAUAUGAUGAAGAAAUUGACUAUACAAAUGAAAUGAUGCUGAUGAAAGAAGAUAUUCAGUUGAGAAGAUCUAAAUGGUUAAUACAAAUGAUUGAAUAUUAUCCAUUAAAUAAAUUAUCACAUAUAAACAUCAAUGAUUUUACAAAUGGUUAUGAAAAUUUUAAAAAACAACCAGCUGCAAAUACUGUAUCGAACAAAGGUUCAAUAACAUUAGUGGGUUCAGGUCCUGGUUCAUUAUCAUCAUUAACAUUAGGUGCAAUUCAUGAAAUUCAAAAUGCAGAUUUUAUAAUUAUGGAUAAAUUAAUACCACAAGAAAUUCAAAAUAUAUUACCUAAAACCACUGAAACAUUUACAUGUCGGAAAUUUCCAGGGAAUCAAGAAGCUGCACAACAAGAAAUUAUGAAAAUUGCAAUUGAUGCCAUCAGAAAAGGUUUAAAAGUUUUAAGAUUAAAACAAGGUGAUCCUUAUAUAUUUGGACGUGGAGGUGAAGAAUAUCAAUGGUUUGCUGAAAGAGGUAUCAACUGUAAUGUAUUACCAGGCAUAACAAGUGCAUUAAGCGCACCAAUAUUUGCCACAAUUCCAACCACUCAUCGUGGUGUUACAGAUCAAGUAUUAAUAUGUACAGGUACUUCUAAAAAUGGAUUAAUACCUCAAGUUCCAGAAUUUAAUAAUAAGAGAACUACAAUUUUCUUGAUGUCAUUACAUAGAAUUGAAGCAUUAAGUGAACAAUUAAUUAAAGAAAAAUGGCCCUGUGAAUUACCAGUUUGUGUUGUUGAAAAAGCUUCAAGUCCAGAUCAAAGAAUAAUUAGAAGUGAUUUACAAAAUAUUUCAAUGGCAUUAAGACAAUUAGGUUCAAGACCUCCAGGUUUAUUAAUUGUUGGAUGGAGUUGUGGAGUACUUAAAUCGACUAAAGGAUCUAAAUGGUUAGUUGAAGAAGGUUUAAAUAAUGAUAUGAUUGAUAAUGGUAUAAUGAAUAUAAUUAGAAAACUUAAUUAA
Hansenula ciferrii is the source of this 1527-nucleotide messenger RNA. Its product is annotated as Siroheme synthase. The coding region runs from base 1 to 1527 and encodes 508 amino acids. The transcript has a single exon. Gene Ontology annotation, biological process: siroheme biosynthetic process; sulfate assimilation. The record is from RefSeq and is a predicted model, not a curated record. NCBI's taxonomy places the organism in Eukaryota, Fungi, Ascomycota, Saccharomycetes, Phaffomycetales, Wickerhamomycetaceae. Gene Ontology annotation, molecular function: uroporphyrin-III C-methyltransferase activity.